This is a messenger RNA of Sitophilus oryzae (rice weevil), 2448 nucleotides long. RefSeq lists its product as uncharacterized. NCBI's taxonomy places the organism in Eukaryota, Metazoa, Arthropoda, Insecta, Coleoptera, Curculionidae. Bases 210 to 2075 code for a protein of 621 amino acids. The record is from RefSeq and is a predicted model, not a curated record. The transcript is spliced from 14 exons.
UACAAAUUAUAGUGACCCGUUUCGUAUGUCCCUCAGUUUAUAACUGUAUAUAGUAUAUUUUCAAAAUUAUGUACUUGGGAAGUUUAAUUAGUAAUGCGGUUAAACUAAACCAAUGGACUUUGUUUUCCUGCUAAUUUUAUAAGUUUAAGGACAGUAGGAAUAUUAUUUGUUUCGAUCCUUACACUUGUUUCAAGAUAGUUUAGGAGGCAAUGCAUUCCUCAAUGGCCAACAAAUAUUUCCAAUAUCUAGUCAUUUUAAGUAUAGUUAGCUUAUUCAUUCAAGUUACAAGAAGUAAUGAAGUAGACUCAAAUAUAGAAAAUCCUCUCUCCGAUGUGGCAAAGGAGAUCAUGAAAGAAAAAAAUUUAGAAAAUAUUGGAGGAGUGGUCAGUAGUUUUUUACAAUCAGAUGGGGGUAAACAAAUUAUUGGUGGCGUUAUUGAAAAAAUUACAUCUACUCAAAACUUGGGAGAUUUAGCUCAAGUAUUAGGUAGCUUAGCUAAUAAUAUUGGAGAAUCUCAAGAUCAGUCUUCGACGAGAAAAAAAGAUGGUGAAAAUUUAGGUGAUGUAAAUCCUAUGGAACUACUUUCUGGAUUAGGGACACUUGUAAACACUUUUCAGGGUGGUAACGGAGAAGAAGGUAGUGGUCCUGCAGCUCUGUUGCAAGGUCUUGGAACACUCAUGAAUAGUGGCAAUAAUAAAGAAGGAAACAAUGCCGGCGCUUUACUUCAAGGUUUAGGUACGCUUUUGACAAAUGACAAAGAAGGAGACAAUGAAAAUAAUGGUGGAGCUGCUCUACUCCAAGGUUUAGGUUCGGUGAUAGCAGCUGCUGCAACAAAUGGCCAAGGAAAAGGACAAGACAAUUCUGUACUAGAUGGCUUGAGUUCUUUGUUGGGUGGUCAAAAUGGACAAGGAGGAAUAAAUCCUGAAAUGAUAGGAAACGUCAUAAAUAUGUUUGCUAAUACACAACAAGCUAAGGUUCCUAAACAUAAAAAAGGCGCAAGUUCCAAAGUAAAGAAGAAUAAAAAGGCGAAAUCAAAGAAAGAUGCCGAAUUUGAUUUAAGCGAUGCAAUAAAUUUCGCAAGUUCGCUUUUGAGCAAAGGAAAAAGUACUGGGUCUUCAUUUAUGGAUUACAUACCAACUAUUAUGAAUACCAUUAAUGCUUUUACUGGACCAGAAGCACAAGAAAGAGCUGACAGUCAUUCGGGACAUAAAGGAACCAUCCCCGCUAUAAUUGAGAAAUUUCAUCUGUUUUUUGAUAACUUUUUACAUUCUGAUAUGGCCAAAAAGAUUUUGAAUUAUAUUGGAAGCGAGAAGGCAUUCAAAGUUUUCCACGAUAAAGAUGGUAAAUUCAGCACGGACAAAUUCCAAAGUUUAAUCGAAAACCAUUCAUUUAGAAAACAUUGGAUUAGUCAACUUACGGGAAGAUUGAUAGAUUUCUUAAAGUUUAUAGCUGAUGAAAAAACUCAAAAUCAGUAUAUUUUUAGUGGACUUUCCUUCAUAAACGCUUUUCUUAAAAGCAACGGAUUUCCAAACAACGCUCUUAUUAACAUAAAAGAUCCUGUCGUAUCGAUAACAAACUUCGUGAAUUACAGCGCGAAAAAAUUCUUAGAUACAGAGGUAGACUCGAAGGAGUAUGUCAAGCCAGCAGUCCUAUAUAUUAAGGAUAUAUUGAAAAUGGCAAAGAAAGCUAUCAAUAUUAAACGAGAGCCGAAAGAAUUGACAGACAGACUAACCGAUACAAUAAAUAUGGACUUUAUAGAACCGAUAACACGAGUAAAUAGGGCAUACAGAUUUGCUAAAUCUCAGCCAUCUUGUGAUAGAUACGUAUUGUGUCUAAUUAAUCAAAAUAAUCUACUAAACUCUGGUAGUUUACCUGAACUGAAUAAGGGUCUGACUAAAGGCAGCAGUUUAAUAGCAGCAUGGUUCAUUAGUUCACGAACAGGUACUUCAUAUUGGGACCUCUAUUCGGAUGUUACCCAAGAUCAAAAUUGUCAGAAUCUCCACAAUAAAAAUUGUGACGGAUUCCACGAAGAAGAAAUCAAAGUUACCACGGAAUAUAUACAUACCGAACUAUAAAGAAGCAAAUGAUAUUCACUCCACUGAUUUGUAUCAGUUUGAAAAUGCGACAAAUUAUAGUUGUGAAAGAGACUUAAUAAUUUUCUUCACUUUAACUUAUUUAUAUGCAUGGUUGUAGCUAGGGUCUAGUCACAAGGACUACCUAUAAGUCCCUUUUCAUAUUAUUUAAUUAUAAUUCCAUUUUGAGGGGGCUUUUAGGAUACUCGAAAUUCUAAUCCUUCAUUGGGCAAUCUUUGUCCCUAGCUAGAGUAUUCUUGUAUACCGUCCAGUUUAUUUUUAUUUAUGAAUAUGAUUUUUUGCUUAUCUUUAUAUGUCAUUACUUUAACAAAUGUGAAAGAAAAUUGAAAUAUACUGAUUAUUAAGAUAAACAAAA